GGGCCCGGGGUUGCCAUGGUAACCGGCAGCGGCCGCCGCCACAGCAGGGCCGGCCCCAGCGCCAGCGCCGGCCGCGGCUCGGCGCGGCUCAGUGUGGGGGUGAGCUGCGGCGGCGCGGCCGGGCCGGGGAAGCGGGCGCUGCCCGGCGGCCUCAGCAUGGAGGACGGCUUCUCGAGCUACAGCAGCCUGUACGACACGUCCUCGCUGCUCCAGUUCUGCAACGAUGACAGCGCUUCUGCCGCCAGUAGCAUGGAGGUGACAGACCGCAUCGCCUCCCUGGAGCAGAAAGUCCAGAUGCAGGAAGACGACAUCCAGCUGCUCAAGUCGGCUCUGGCCGAUGUGGUUCGGCGGCUGAACAUCACCGAGGAGCAGCAGGCCGUGCUCAACAGGAAAGGACCUACCAAAGCAAGACCACUGGUGCAGACCUUGCCUUUAAGAACCACCGUCAACAACGGCACUGUGGUACCAAAGAAAGCCAGUGGCUCCCUGCCAGCCCCCUCGGGGACCAGGAAAGAAACCGCAGUACCUGCCACAGCCAAAAGUACCAUCAAGAGGACCAGCUCUUCCGAACGGGUAUCUCCUGGUGGUCGAAGGGAAAGCUAUGGGGAUUCCAAAGGAAACCGGAAUCGCACGGGAUCCACCAGCAGUUCUUCUAGUGGCAAAAAGAACAGUGAAAGCAAACCCAAGGAGCCGGUCUUCAGCGCAGCACUUCUGUCUCUGUCUCCGAAAUCUCAAGGGAAACGCCGGGUGACACACUGCAAAGAAGAAGGAUAUGUAAAAAUGUUUCUUCGUGGACGCCCUGUUACCAUGCACAUGCCCAAAGAUCAAGUGGAUUCUUACAGUUUGGAAGCAAAAGUAGAACUACCAACGAAGAGACUUAAGCUGGAAUGGGUCUAUGGGUACAGGGGUCGAGACUGUCGUAACAACCUGUACUUACUUCCAACGGGCGAGACUGUGUAUUUCAUCGCAUCCGUGGUCGUGCUGUACAAUGUGGAGGAGCAGCUUCAGAGGCAUUACACGGGCCAUAAUGAUGACGUGAAGUGCCUCGCAGUUCACCCUGAUAGGAUCACGGUAGCCACAGGACAAGUUGCAGGUACAUCUAAGGACGGAAAACAGUUGCCCCCGAACGUGCGCAUCUGGGAUUCCGUGACACUGAAUACGCUGCACGUCAUCGGAAUCGGGUUUUUUGACCGAGCCGUCACCUGUAUCGCGUUCUCAAAAUCCAAUGGAGGAAGCAACCUCUGUGCCGUGGAUGACUCCAAUGACCACGUGCUGUCCGUGUGGGACUGGCAAAAGGAAGAGAGACUGGCGGAUGUCAAGUGUUCCAAUGAAGCUGUGUUUGCUGCGGAUUUCCACCCCACGGACACGAAUAUAAUUGUUACCUGUGGAAAAUCCCAUCUCUACUUUUGGACACUAGAAGGAAGCUCCCUUAUUAAGAAGCAAGGAUUAUUCGAGAAGCAAGAAAAGCCAAAGUUUGUCCUCUGUGUGACUUUUUCUGAAAAUGGUGACACCAUCACCGGAGAUUCAAGUGGCAACAUCCUGGUAUGGGGAAAAGGUACGAAUCGAAUAAGCUACGCAGUUCAAGGGGCCCACGAGGGCGGUAUUUUUGCACUUUGUAUGUUGAGGGACGGCACGCUGGUGUCGGGAGGAGGGAAGGACCGGAAGCUCAUUUCUUGGGAUGGAAACUACCAGAAACUUCAUAAAACCGAGGCCCUGGGAAAUUAUGAGCAGACAGAUAUCAAGAUUCCAGAACAGUUUGGUCCCAUACGGACAGUGGCUGAGGGGAAAGGCGAUGUGAUCUUGAUAGGCACGACCAGAAACUUUGUUCUACAGGGCACGCUGUCCGGAGACUUCACACCUAUCACUCAGGGUCACACUGAUGAGCUCUGGGGACUGGCCAUCCAUGCCUCAAAACCUCAGUUCUUGACCUGUGGGCAUGACAGGCACGCCACCCUGUGGGACGCUGUUGGUCACCGGCCUGUCUGGGACAAAGUAAUAGAGGACCCAGCUCAGUCUUCUGGUUUUCAUCCUUCAGGGUCUGUGGUUGCAGUCGGAACGCUGACUGGGAGGUGGUUCGUGUUUGACACAGAAACGAAAGACUUGGUCACUGUCCACACGGAUGGAAAUGAACAGCUGUCUGUAAUGCGUUACUCACCAGAUGGGAAUUUCUUAGCAAUAGGCUCCCAUGACAACUGCAUCUACAUAUACGGAGUCAGCGACAACGGGAGGAAGUACGCACGGGUCGGCAAGUGCUCGGGUCAUUCCAGCUUCAUCACUCACCUGGACUGGUCUGUAAACUCACAAUUCCUCAUGUCGAAUUCCGGAGACUAUGAAAUCCUUUACUGGGUUCCCUCUGCUUGUAAGCAAGUCGUAAGUGUGGAAACUACGAGAGACAUCGAAUGGGCCACAUACACCUGCACUUUGGGAUUCCACGUCUUUGGAGUGUGGCCAGAAGGCUCGGAUGGAACCGACAUCAAUGCCGCCUGUCGGGCCCACGAGAAAAAACUCCUGUCAACCGGUGACGACUUUGGCAAAGUGCACCUCUUCUCCUACCCCUGCUCACGGUUCAGGGCUCCCAGCCACGUGUACAGUGGGCACAGCAGUCACGUGACCAACGUCGAUUUCCUCUGUGACGACAGCCACCUCAUCUCCACUGGCGGCAAAGACACGAGCAUCAUGCAGUGGCGGGUCAUUUAGUCCCGGCAAGAACCCGGGGGAGCAGAACGGGCCAGGAGGUACAGACUCGAGUUUCGCUCACUCGGUCACUGUGAUUUCUGCUUUGUUUGAAGAGUUCUCACAAACCUCAGGAAAAUUAUGCCCUUUACUGGUUACCCUAGCUUAGUGGAUCGGUGAGCGUCACAGCGGGUCAGCCAUUCAGGUCUCUCUUUUGUUGUACAAUAUAUAAAACACUUAAUAUAAAAAAGAUGCCAAGGUUUACAUUACGGUGACAUCGAGAAGUGACUGGUGUAUCCUUCAUAACUUUUCUAUGAACUCUUCAAAAACGGUCACAGAUGCCUUUUCAAAGAUUGUAUAUAGGCUUUACUAGGUCACCAUGGAGGUUGCUGAGUCAAAUAUUUAUGAUAACGAGGUACUGAAUCAUGAUCGCUGUUGAUUAACUGGUCCUAAAAGGAUAAGUCGAUGGAGAAGAGAAUGGAUAACUGAUUUGCACAACUGAAUCAGGAAAUGGAAAUAAGACUUUAUUUGGUUAACAUUUUCUAAGGUUUCAUUCAGUUCUCCCUCUGGGAGGCUGGUGAGAAAGGGGUCAGAUUCUUCUUGUGUUAAGCAGAUUCUACUCCAGAUUAACUUAACUAUUGCAGCAGGGUACCCAGGCAUUUCAGAGUUCCAGCUAGACUGUCUGCCUAACCAUAUGCAGUCAGCCACUUAAAGCCUACACGAAUCACGUCCCCUCUGUUCCCUGUUCACAGGCCCUGGUGAAUGGUGGAGACAACUAGCCACCUUCCUCUGUAUAUUAAUUGGCAUGAUAUGGUAUUGUACUUGUAUAGGAUUUUAGCAAUUCAUAAUGAAUACGUAAGGCUAGGCUUUACUAUUUUAAUGCUUACGGACAUUGUAUAUUUGUAUUUUAAGACCAAGUAGACCAAGUCAAAAAGAUAUCUCUCUAGUGUACCAUACACCUGCAGCGGGGAGAAGUCUGGAAGGCUCCACCAGGUACUAAGGGCAGCUUCUUUUCCUGUCUUUUGCGCAUGGACGGCUUAUUACGCUAUGAAAUAAGAUUGCGCUCUGCUGAGUAAAACAGAGAAGGCCUUAUCCAUUUCAGUUGUGUGGCAGAUUGAAAUUUAUUGUUUACAUUGGGGAAUGUAUCUCAGAUUUUAAAAUAGAAGAGUAAUAAACAGACUUAAAGACGAAUGUUAAGAUUUUUACUUGUUCUAGGCAAGUAAAUGAAUUGAACCAUCAACUCUACAGCACUGGUUGUUUAGAGUGGCCGAUGAAGCUGAAGAUUGGGAAGCAUUUUUUAUUACAUCUCCAGCCUGCUGCGGAAAUGCCGGGCACCAGUAAACAAUAUGUAUUAAAGAUGAUUCUGUGUGUAUGUAUCCUUAUCAAAUAUAUUCUGUAAUGAAAUAAAAUCUGAAAAGUGGA
Molecule: messenger RNA, 4095 nt
Organism: Balaenoptera acutorostrata (minke whale)
Lineage: Eukaryota; Metazoa; Chordata; Mammalia; Artiodactyla; Balaenopteridae
Gene: EML1
Product: EMAP like 1
Exons: 24
Coding region: 16-2697 (893 amino acids)
Biological process (GO): microtubule cytoskeleton organization
Cellular component (GO): mitotic spindle
Molecular function (GO): microtubule binding
Source: RefSeq, a predicted model, not a curated record